Messenger RNA from Eriocheir sinensis (Chinese mitten crab), 2975 nucleotides. RefSeq lists its product as uncharacterized. Lineage: Eukaryota; Metazoa; Arthropoda; Malacostraca; Decapoda; Varunidae. The transcript has 5 exons. The record is from RefSeq and is a predicted model, not a curated record. Gene Ontology annotation, cellular component: Golgi apparatus. Gene Ontology annotation, biological process: protein O-linked glycosylation via mannose. The coding region runs from base 258 to 2459 and encodes 733 amino acids.
GGCGUGAAAGGAAGCAUCCGGGCGUCGCUCAUGCCAAGCCCCGGACAGGGAGUUGGCAGCAGCGGCAGUAUCAUGCGGACCUCCGCCGUUAGAGGGUGCGUGCGCGGCGCCCUUGGUCCCACAGCCGUGCCCAGCAGCAGACCGAGACAGCCUCCCGCCCACCUUCCGUCCACGUAGAAGAGCGAGGGAGACACGCACACAAACCAGCGUCUUAAAAUGGCACCAGGAAGUCAAACCGUCUAAGCAGCUCCGCCGUUAUGUGGUGGCGCCGGGGAACGAGGGUGCCGCUGCCCGGCCUCCGCGUGCCCCCCGCGCCGCUUUGCCUGGGCCUCCUGCUGCUGCUGUGCCUGCUGAUGGCGGUGGGCCUGCUGCACGCUGGCCUGUGUGUGGGCGGGUCGUGGGCUGGGUGCGGGAUGGGCGGCGUGAUCGGGGGCGGCGGGCGCGGCUUCGGGUGGCGCGGGAAGCUGUCGCCGAACCCCUCGCCGCCCGUGGGCGUGGAGGCGCUGGUGCAGCUGCGGCGCGACGUGGCCCUCACACUCAUGACCCUCGCCGCCGACCUGCGCUCUGGGCGCAGUGAGGGCGUGGCAGAGCAACUAGAAGCCACCGCCUCCCUUUUAGACCCACGUCACCAGUACAGCCACAGCCCACACCGCCCACCCACUAUCACACGACCGUCCUACACGCCUCCGCUGCUCACCACGUCCACCAGGCACGGCCCCAACACCACGGAGCAGCUGGAGGGGGCCAGGGACAGGUACAAAGGGGCGGGCAGCCACGCCGCCAACUGGGUGCCCGGCCGACGCGACCUAGUGGGCCUCGACGCCACCCUGCACCUGCCCCUGAGCAGCCAGGUGACGGUGCUGGUGGACGGGUGCGCCACGCCUCCGCACUACGUGGUGGGCGUGGUGCGGCAGGCGGCGGGGACGUGGCCGGGCGUGCGGGUGGUGGCGGGGGUGGCGGAGGCGCAGCGGGCGGAGGUGGACGAUGUUGGCGGUCUGCCGAAUGUCGAGUUGAUGACGGUGUCCUGCGGGGCGGGUGGGCGCGGUGCUCUGCCGGACCUCACACCCGCCGCCACCACGCCCUUCGCCCUUGUCCUGUCGGGUGUGUCGGCCAUCACGCGAGACCUGGACCUGCCACGCCUGCUCUCCGUAGCCGUGGGGCUUCAGGACCUUGGCGUGGGCGUGGUGGGCGGCUCCGAGCGUGGGCGUGACGGGGCCGUGGACUACACUUGCACAUCGCUGUCCGUCCACAACCACGUGCUGGAGGCGCGGGAGGGCUACAUGUACUCGGUGGCGGCGUGCGUGUACUGCGACGUGACGGGCGGCUCCUUCCUGGCCGCCGUGAGUGUGCUGCGGGACACGCCCGCCGACCCCGCCCUGCCACGCCCGGCACAGGCGCUGGACUGGGCACUGAGGUUGCAGCGCGCGGGCGUGCUCACUGUUACCUGCCCCGACGUGAUGUUCCACGUGGUGAGGGAAGUGCGGGCACGAAGCUGGGGCUUGGGGAAGCACCAGCAGCGUGAGGAGAAGACAUGCAGCACCCCGGAGGAACGAAAGACAGUGCGCGCCGCGGCAUGGCAGGCUCGGCGCCAGUACCGCAAGCUGGCACAGAAGUGGGAGGUGUCCGCGGUGGUGCUGGCCAACGGCACGCGCCUGGAGUACACAUGCCGUGAGGUGGGCAUUGAGUGCUCGCCGCAGCGCCGCGCCCGCCACUACACACUGCCGCCCUGCUGCCUAGCGCUCAAGGGCCGCAUGCUGGCAGCCCUUGACUUGGUGUCGCGGGAGGCGCGGCUGCCCUACAACAUCGCCGCCGGCACCCUGCUCGGGGCACUCAAGUUCCACGGGCCGCUCCCGUGGGAUUUCGAUGACGACGCCCACACCACCGCGCGGGACCUGCACGGCUUCAUGCGCCACACGCUGCGUCUGCGCCGCCUUGGCCUGUCCCCACAUCUGCAGCAGCAGCAAGAGAAAAACAGCGACGACACCACCAACAGCAGCAGCCUCAGCAGCCACGGCCACCCCCCCAGGAACAACAACAAGAACAACCUCAUCAAGAACCUCACGUACGUUUGGGGCUCGGGCCCGGGCGGCUUCUCUAUGGACCUGUGGCCGCGCUACCCCCUCGCCACCCUGGCCAGCCUCCGCGCUCUGGCCGCCCUCCCGGACAACUUGCCCUGCCUCAUGCACGCCCACGAGCCCACGCCCAUCAGGGAGGUGCGCCCACACCCGCAUAACGCGUCCGCGUGCCACCUGGCCUCGCUGGUGCGCGUGGGCUCCGUGUGGGCGCCCGCCCCCUGGAACCCCGGGCGUGCGGCGCUCUACAAGUACGGCGACGGCCUGUACCGGCACGAGGGCCACUGGCGGUGGUGGCGCGGCAAGGCGUGGGCGACGUGCCCGCGGCCCGGCCACCACGCCUGCCUCGACCUGCACCCGCUGGACGGCUCGCUGCCCUUCCUCUGAGCACGUUCCAAGGCCGGCCCGCGGGGGCGACACUACGCUGUUGUUACUGUCGUUGUUAUUGUUAUUAUUAUUAUUAUUAUUAUUAUUAUUAUUAUUAUUAUUACUAUUAUCAUUAUUACGUUUGGCCUAAAGCGCCGCGAGACAUUCUUGGUGGGGUCUGGUGGUCGGCCCCAACCCGUCAGUGGCGUUGGCAAGUGUUCUAUAAAGGUGCCGUCUUGCUGGGCUCAUGCUGUCCCCCCGAGCUCAUUUUUCCUUUACUCCAGAGAGAUUCGCCAGAGUCCGGGAUGUAGGUGGUCAUCAGGACAGCACGUGGGUAGCCUCAGGCCACUCGGCGAAGACUGAAAAUUAUUGUCAGCCUGUAGCGGACACAAAUAUGCGUGUUAUGCACCUGUACGGGUGCCCUGCGCAUCAUCGUCCAGAUCCAGAGCGGCGAGCAGGACUUGAACCCGGCUCCUCCAGGACACCGCGCCCGCACGCUGACCACUCGGCUACCUAGUAUUAUUUUUAUAAUCAUUG